GUGGGGCAGUCAAGAAAUGCAACGGGCAGACGCGACUUUCUCUCCUCCUCGUUUCCCGUUUACAAAUUCGCACCGAUCAUCACAACCACGCUGAUCCAUCACAGAUGCCUCCAAAAUCGACAACACGAGGGCGGGGACGAGGCCGUGGCCGGGGAGGCGCAGCCCGCGGUGCGGCUGCCGCUGCGGCUUCCCAAGAUGCCGUGCAAAUAUCAGAAGCCGAUGAGUCGACGCCGUCAACGACAGCAGGCGCCGCCAAUCCCUCAGGGCCCGCACCCGUUCCGGUGAUGACAAUAUCUUCCGGAUCGACACCCGAAGUCGUCACAGCUUCAACAUCUUCUAGAGUGCCCAGCACCACCCCCGGACCGAGCUCAUCGACUCGUGCAUCUACCACCAGCAAGUUCAAACCCAAGGCUGUCCGUCGGAGUGAAACAGAGCGUGCUCGCUUGGCCGAGGAACAAUCGAGGAUACAGGAGCAAAGGAACGCCGAGGAGGCAAGGCGAUUAGCCCGCCUCAACCGUGGCCGAGGUCGGGGGCGUGGUCGCGGCCGUGGAGGGUUCCUCCGUGGGAACUUGAGGAAUUCCACUGCUGCGGGGCCGCUCUCGGCGGGUGUAAGCUUCGGUGGAGGGGGUGCCUCAGGCUACCAAGGUGCAGGCGGCUACGCCGUCGCCUCUGGCUCCAUCUCUGGCUCCGGCUCCGGCUCCAGCUUCGUCAAGGGCGAAGGCGGUAUUAAAGGGGAGGGGUCCGUAUACGACGCGUCGGGCAUCAUCGACAACAGUAGAAUCAAUGCCGACAUGCUCUACAACUACGUCGAAAUAUCCGAUGAAGAGGAUCGCGCCUCAAUUACAUCAACGAAGAAGAAGAAGAAGGCCGUUAUGCCUAUGGGUAUCCGGCGAGUGGAGCACAAGGAUGAGGGGGUCACUAUGACGACCGCUGCCGAGAUUGAGGCCCAAGAGAAGGCCGGCGCUGUCGAAGUGGACUCGGAUGAAGAAGGUCUAUUUGUUGGCGGGCCUGCACAAGUUGAAGAUCUCGAGGAGCCGGCCCAGGACGAGGCCGCCCCGGUGGUUGCGCAGACACGCAAAAUCAAGCAGGAAGAGCCGGAAGGCGGCGCAAUGGACCUGGACGUGAUCCCCGAGGGAAUCAAGGCACCCGACUCCCCCGAGCUAAAGAAGAAGGUGCUGGUGAACGAGCAGAAGCUUAAGAAGCCGACCGGACCGAAGGAUACCGAAGCCGAAAUCCUUGCACAAGACCUUCAACACAUGCUCGAUUUGUUUACCCUCCAAAGCGACGGCGCGGUGGCCGAAGAUGGGACAACGAACAACGCCGCGCUCGAAGGACACAUGUUCCUUUUCCAGUUCCCACCUGUCUUGCCACCGUUGCGAGUCGUUCCACGCGACGGCACCUCGACGAACCCGAUCCCGAUAAAGCCGGAGCCGGAUCACGAUGUUGACAUGCUGAACCAAACGCCGGUGAAUAUUGACCUCACUGGGGACAAGGAAGAUAAGGCCAAGAAAGAAGACGCUGGUGACGGCGAGGAUUCUGGUCAGGACGAAGAGGAUGGUGAUGAGCUCAAGGAAGGGGGGUUCCUUGGCAACCUGACUGUGCGCAAGUCUGGCAAGGUCGAACUCAGCUGGGGCGGGCAGCAGCUGGCAAUGAUGCCGGGCAUUCAAACUAACUUCCUGUCGACGGCUGUGCUGAUUGAGCAAGCGGAUGUCAAGCCCGGCGAUCCGAGUCAGAUGGCCGGUGUUGCGUAUGGAAUGGGCAAAAUCCAGGGGUCGUUUUCGCUCGCCCCGGUUUGGGGAGAUGAGGAGGAGUGGGUGGUGGAUCCGAAAGAUCUGGAGCUCCCUGGGCAAUAGAGAGAGGAUGGGUAACAAGGGCGGUGAUAAGGUGUGACCUGUCGGUUGCCCUUUGACUGAACAAGAAGGCCCGGUAUCGAAAUAGUUCGUGUUGGGAUAUUAUGUCCGAGGAAACGGAAAAGACAACAGGGCUACCAAAAGCGUAUAGACGGAUGGUGUAUGGAUUAGAUACCCAGAUUCAAGCACAUGGCGGAUCGGUUUGGGCAGAACCGACAGCCCCGUUACCUUCCA
Molecule: messenger RNA, 2084 nt
Organism: Chaetomium fimeti
Lineage: Eukaryota; Fungi; Ascomycota; Sordariomycetes; Sordariales; Chaetomiaceae
Product: RNA polymerase III RPC4-domain-containing protein
Exons: 2
Coding region: 105-1853 (582 amino acids)
Biological process (GO): tRNA transcription by RNA polymerase III
Cellular component (GO): RNA polymerase III complex
Molecular function (GO): DNA binding
Source: RefSeq, a predicted model, not a curated record